AUGGCGUCUGAGGCGCAUCUGCAGAGGGUGCUGUCGGUCAAGAUGUGGCGGUUUCUCGUGACCCUCAUCGAGGACAUCGCCAAUCAGCUGGAUGUGAGCAAGGGAGGAAGCGGCAAGGAACGUGGCUUCACUCAUGCAUUGCCAUGUCGUUGUCGUGUCGAUCAGGCUGACUUUGCUUCCUUCGUCCAAGCCAUCAAGGCAAUGCGGCCGUCUGCCAGGAGUCCAUCCAACCAGCCGACGAGACAACCAUCCGCCACCCGUCUGCCCAUCUUCCCCCCGGACAUCGACCCCGCCCAGCUGGUACUGCAGCACUCCCCGUCGCCCUACCACCGAUUCGCCGGGGCACGUUUGCUCCCUGCUGACGGCCUCAUGCGGCUGCUGGAGCUCUUCCGAGUCGACAAAGGGCCGAUCACCGCAGCGGGCUCCUACACGUGGGACAUGUUCCUCGACGAGUAUUUGGCUGCUGACUGUGCACUGGGAGAGGGAGAGGGCCACAAGCGUCCUGGCUCAUUCACCGUGAGCGGUGCCACAGGCUCACUCGCGGCCCUCAACGGCAGCUAUGUCAUCCGCCCCACAGCCGAGGAGCAGACGACGCUCGUGGCGCCGCCGGAUGGCGCACUCGCCUAUGUGGGUGAGGGGAUUGUGUUCGAGCGCCUGGUUGCCCCGACCGAUGAGACGACCCCAGUCGAUACGAGAGUCGUGUGGGUGGCGUACGAGCCAGCGACUGCCCAGCGAUCGGCCCCUCGCCUGCUUGCCGUCGGUCCCGGCCGCAACGGCCUGCCCUUUGGGUCGUUCCCAACGCACCCGGCUGUUUCAUCGCCCGCUUUCGAGACGGAGCAGUUCUACACUGUUGAGGGAGCUCAGCUCGUUCCGAUCGAUCCCAUCUACAUUACCGCCGCCCUCCCACUCGACUUUUACGUCCCGCGUUCGAGGUUCGACCCGACAACACUUGAGGUCGAUCCGAUAUUGUCCAUGCCUUCCCGCGCAUCCAUAGCCUGUGCCGCCAUCGGCGACUAUCUCGAUGCCCUGCCAGGGUCAGACACCCAGCCCGUGGCCUACUACCUGCUCGAUUGCGUCGUGAAAAGACUUCCGCGUUCUGUUUAUGACCCCGAGCCUCUCUUCCCUGAUUUGCCGACAUGUCAGCCUGUUCCCGUCAGCAAGCGGCCCUUGCUCGUGCGCGAUGGUGAGGCAGAUAUCCGUCGCGGGCCGUGGGGCUUGAUGCGUCUCUCGGACGACGCGGCGCGACGACCCUUCACGCAGUGGCCCACCAUUGCACUAGUUAGCCUGAUGGGCGCUGGUGGGUCAGUCGAUGAGCCGUUCAAAGGCGGGCUGGUUGCUGUGGUGCGGUCGGAGCUCACGAGCAGUACCACCUGCAUGGGUGGGUGUGGUGCCCGGCCGGAUGUGGGCAGGCCAGCCGGCGAUAUGCCCUUGGUGCACACUGUCGGAGGCACGACCGCUGAGCAGGACCUCGAGUACCUGAGAACGACAAAGGGCGUGUGGACGUGCUGGGGUGACUCGCUGGACAAGCUGGUCUGCGGCAAUUGCUGGAACGAGAGAAUUUGGGGCAUGACGAGGUCCCUCCUCAGUAGCUUCAUCGCCGACCUUGCUGAAAGGUCCGAAGAUAUGAGCCAGCCAGCCAGCCACUCACUGAUCCUGACGUGCCUUUCACUCAUAAAUGUGUUGCUUGAUGCGUGUAGGGACGAUGACGCGUCGAGCGCCGAUGCUAGUGGCGCAGGUGGUGACGCGGGUCUGACUACUCGUCCAAACACGAGGCAAGAAAGCACUCGAGAACACGUAACCCGCUCUCGCAGAACCUGUCUCUCCCUUUCGUCUCUUCGCAGUGGCAUUGCUACGUCUUCCGCGAGGUUGCUGCUCGCAGCGUCCCCGAUGUCCGCCUCUGGCAUCCAGCAGGGCAUCUCAGCCGCCAGCGCAUCUGCAGCCGCGCCGUCAAUCCCUCUCACCACGCAGCGGCAGCAGCCGGACACGGGCCAAGCAGACACCGGCCCCGCAGCGUCGUCUGCAUCAGAGGCCGGCCCGGUCCCUGCCAAAGACAUGUCGACAGCCAUGCCCCCAAGCAUGCCUCCGCAAGACACUGCCCGAGAUGAGACCACUCUUUGCCACGCAUCCUCACCAGAGGCAGGGGGUGACCCAGUCGGCAUGAAGGAGGGGUCCAAAGCGGUGCCUCAGGCCUCGUCAGCUGCUAUGGAUGCCAGCGGCUCCGUGAGCAUCGAGUCGGCCUAUGGCAACACUCAGUACGUCAGGGACCGGCUGACACGGGAGGGUCCAUGGGAGUGCGGUGUGGACCUGCGAGCGGUCUUCGAGGAGCUCGCCCAGAAAUUCACGGACAGUCCCUUCGGGCCUGUCUUCAGACUGAAACGCAUUAUCGUUCGCCAGGUCGGUGUGUGUGUGAAAUCUGCGAUGGCUUCCACUCAGAUCACAUGGACGUACCUGUGUGCGUGUGUUUAGGUGUUGGAGUGUGUGCAGCUCGAUCAGCUGUCUGAGGCGCUGACUAACGUCGGCAGCAUCAGGCCACUGGAGGAGACGGCUGCCAUUCUGCACGAGGAGGCCAGGCUGAUCUGGGGCAGCGUGCAGUAUCAGACACUCUUUUCCCACCUCGUGUGGUUCACCAUCAUGAUGGUCUUUAAAGUCAUCGCCGCGCAGAUGGAGGUCCGUUUCAUGCACUGACACGACGCAUACGAGUGUGUGCAGCGAGCCAGGCUGACUGUCUGUUCUUCUCUGCCUGUCUGGCUACCUCUGUGCUGUCAGGGAGAUGGUGUGGCUUUCGUCAAGGCGAUGCAAGACAUUCGCCGCCGCAUUCAAGAGCAAGGCGCCUCGAGCACAGCUGACGCCACCCUCCCGCCCCUCCCCGCCGCAGGCGACAACUUCUAUGACUUCGCCCGUCAGGCGGUGGCCACCCUGACGCAACAAGGGCCGCCCGAUUACACAUACGUGGAGACUCACCUGCGGACACUUGUCGACGCUGUCGCCACAGCUGACCCGAUUCGAGAUCUUCUGUUUUUCUUCCAUCUCGCCCAAGGUCCUCUGAAGUCGCCGACGCAGGGCGGCACAGAGGGGGAGUCUGCGUGGCACGCGACGUAUCGUGGCUACUUCGACCAGUGCCGCAUCGUGGCCCCCACGGGCGGUCGGCGGCACGGCAGCUUCGCUGUGAGCGGCGCUCCGGUCAUCAACGGUACCUACCUGCUCCGCCCGACAGAGGAAGAGCAGAAGACGCUGCUUUGGACUCAUCCGGAGACUAUCGCCUACGUGGGCAAGAAGAUGGUAUUCGAGCGGCUGGUCUACCCGCAAGCCGACGGCAACAUGGGAGGACUCUGGAUGGCACACUCCCCGUCCACGGCCGAUCGAACCAGGGUGCGCAUCAUCGCCUUCGGACCCUUCAAGGACGACUCAGUCAGCAGCCGCAACCCCUUGCUCAGCCACCCCGCUGCGGCCAACCCCGCCUUCGAGACGAGCGAGUGGUUCGCUGUCGACCAGGAGGGGCACAUCAGCAGACUCGAUGGCGUCAAGAUGACCACCACUCUGCCGCUCACUUUCCACGUCCUCCGAUCUUUCCUUGACAAAAUGUCCGGGGCGAUGGCGGAUUUCGACAUAAAGGUGCGCAUGUGGGCCGACACAGCUGAGCCGCUCGAGUCGCUGUACGAUUACUACACCCAUUACCUGGCCGAGCGGGAGGUCAGCAAGGGGGCCGCCUUCCCCAUGGCCUUCUACCUCGAUGCCCAAGUCAUGGAGCGCCUGCCGCCCUCAGCACGGCACAAGGGGCGGCUCACCGAUGCAGGUCAGUCACCUCCAGGUUAUGCAUGCGUGAGCGACGCCGAAACCAUUCUGGUCGAGACGGGGAACAUCCGCCUGGCGGACGAGUACGUCACCAAGGCGUUCACAGAGUGGCCGUUUGCCGCCGUGUUGGCCCUGCUGGCGACCGGAUCGGCCGACUCGCACUGCACAGGGGGGCUGGUGUAUGUCUUGCGGGCCGAGUCGCGGACACAGACCUGUUGUCGGUGCGGCGAGCCGUGUGCGGGCAGCUCAGGGGGCCCAGUGGAUACCAUUCCUCUGACGCACACUCUGCCCAAUGACAACCUGAUGGACGAUGCCAUGGUCGAAAGCGAGAGGCGGUACAUUCGGGCGGCGCCGGCGGGCCUGUGUGUGCAGAGUGCGAUAGGGUCGCUGAUGUGCGGACCAUGUGCGCUGGAUCGCUUUGAGUCGGCGUAUCCGACCAGGUGAGUGACGCGCAACCAGAGUCAAGUGUUUCUGUCCAUAUGUGUGUGUGUACAGGCCUGAUCGUACCCCUGUAGAUGUGCUGGGCACAUUGUCAAGCCUCCUGUCGCCGCCUUCCGACGCGCAGACUGUCCCCUCGCCACAACCGAACAGCGCAUCGAGCAGCAGCACCCCCUCCCGCACCUCCCCUGCCACCAGCAGCAUCUUCCGAGGCAUCUUCACGGCCAAGGACAAGACCAAACCGACACCGCCCAAGCCGACGCCGACCACUCCCAAGCCCAAGCCGACAUCCACCCAGCCAUCCACCCCUCCCAUAGCCGCAUCCACCGUCACGGUUGACACGUCAAGCCAUGAGGGCGACGUGGAGCCGUCACGUGAGUUUCUGGCGAUCGUGAAGGCCUUGCUGCUGCACAAGAGAGGAGAGAGGGACACCAAUCAGUGCGACGCGACACCAGCGCGAGAAGAACGUCGAGCUGGCAUAGGUCGUGCCUCGGCGGCGGCUGUGGACGUUAUCCCCCCGGUGCUGACCUUCUAUGUCCCACGUUCGGCUCUUGACGACUCGACCCAUAAGCCGAAGGUGGUGCUGGUGCGUGACAUGGAUGAACCGAUGGCGUGCGAGUCGCUGGAUGACUACUACACCCAUUAUCUGGCCGAGCGGGAGGUCAGCAACGGGGCCGCCUUCCCCAUGGCCUUCUACCUCGAUGCCAAGGUCAUGGCAGGCGAGCGCCUGCCGCUGUCAGCACGGCACAAGGAGCGGCUCAUCAGCGCUGCCAAAAGGGGGCGGAAGCGGCGUUUGGUUGUCUUCGGCUCAGCGACGCCGAGACAGUACUCAUUGACGGAGGUCGGGUGCGGCUGUCUGACGAGUACGUGA
Molecule: messenger RNA, 5101 nt
Organism: Vitrella brassicaformis
Lineage: Eukaryota; Vitrellaceae
Source: the annotation of a GenBank genome assembly